Molecule: messenger RNA, 906 nt
Organism: Alternaria arborescens
Lineage: Eukaryota; Fungi; Ascomycota; Dothideomycetes; Pleosporales; Pleosporaceae
Exons: 1
Coding region: 1-906 (301 amino acids)
Source: RefSeq, a predicted model, not a curated record
AUGGCUACACAAGCGCACUGCGCAUAUUGUUUCGAAAGCCUCGUCGCAAGCCUCGAGAAGCGCCCUUCUCUCACUCUAGCCCAAGUCGAACACCUCUGGGCGAAAUAUAACUCGGAACCCACCACAACCUCUGAGCUCGAAGAUGAGACCGAAGCAGAACAAGCAGAACAAGCCGCACUUGCAUCCGCGUCUGCGUCCGUAUCAGCAGAUGGCUCAUACAAACCCGCCGCUAUAUCGCGUAUCCUAGCCUCCCCUCCCUCGUCAGCUAGCUCCUCAAGCCUGCAAAGCGCAAGUUCGACGCCCAGUGGCCCGAGCAGCGAGACACCAAGCAGUCUUACAAGCCAGAGCAGCAGUUCUACAAACUUGAUUGACAAAGAAGGCGAGGAAGAGGAGGAAGAGCAUCCGUUAUUCAUAACGUGGAACACAAUCUCACGUUCUGGCGACAAGCGACUCCGGGGCUGUAUCGGGACCUUUGAAGCACAACCACUCACCAAAGGUCUCUCUGACUACGCGCUGACGGCCGCAUUCGACGAUACGCGUUUCUCGCCUAUUACCACACGCGAAUUGCCAACCCUCGAAUGCGCUGUCACUCUCCUCACGGAUUUUGAGCCUGUUGACGAUGCCAUGGAUUGGGAAAUUGGCAAACAUGGCUUGCGGAUCAGUUUCCACGAAAAGGGUAGACGCUACGGGAGUACGUAUCUGCCUGAUGUUGCGAGCGAACAAGGGUGGACCAAGGAAGAAGCGCUGGUUAGUCUAAUGAGGAAGGCUGGAUGGAGUGGCAAGAAGGCGGAUUGGAACAAGGUUUCGUUGAGGGUUGUGAGGUACCAGGGGAAGAAGGUGGGGCUGGGCUGGGGCGAGUGGAGGAGUUGGAGAGAUUGGGUUGAUGAGGAGAUGGCUGAUGUUUAG